Schistocerca cancellata (South American locust) is the source of this 1655-nucleotide messenger RNA. RefSeq names its product odorant receptor 43a-like. NCBI's taxonomy places the organism in Eukaryota, Metazoa, Arthropoda, Insecta, Orthoptera, Acrididae. Gene Ontology annotation, biological process: detection of chemical stimulus involved in sensory perception of smell; sensory perception of smell. The record is from RefSeq and is a predicted model, not a curated record. The transcript is spliced from 5 exons. Bases 65 to 1303 code for a protein of 412 amino acids. Gene Ontology annotation, molecular function: olfactory receptor activity; odorant binding. Gene Ontology annotation, cellular component: plasma membrane.
UACAGACUCCGGGAACAACAGGUGUGAUUGUGCUUUUCCAGCAAUUCUUCAUUUUCUUACACCCAUGAGCUGGCAUUCGCAGCAGGAACAGCCGCUAACGUGGCAGUACACGGCUGCCUCCAUUCUCAAGUUCGACGUGCGCAUUCUGCACGCCAUAGGCGUUUGGGCUCUGCCGGUGACGAGAGUUUAUCGAGCGUACACGGGCAUCAUCCUCGUUCUGGUGGUGGCGUACUCCGUCGAAGCCGUGAUCCACAUCGGGUUAGUGCGCUUCAAUCUCGACGAUGUCACGCUCGCCGUGUCCACGUACGCGGUGAUCGUUAGCAGCACGGGCAAACUUCUGUUCUUCCUCCACCACGAGCCCGGCUACUGGCGCCUGGUGCGGUGGCUGGACGCGCUGGUGGCCGACCAGAAGCAGAUCUGUGAGGAGCGGCCUCCGCUGCAGGCGAUAUUCGACAGGGCCCAGAAGCGCGCCACUCGCUUCACGCACGCCCUGCGCAUAUACAACACUUCGCUGAUACUGGCCUGGGUGUUCACACCGCUGAUGGCCCCGCCUGGACAGAGGCCGUUGCCAUUCCAUCAGCUCCCACUGUCGGAGACGGACGAUUUCCCGCUCUACAUCGCAUCCUAUUUGUUGCAGUCCGUCUGCAUGCUCUACAUGAGUUUGGUCAGCGGCAGUAUGGACGGCUUCUUCACGGCGGUCAUGAUCCACACGGCUGCGCAGUUUAGAAUUCUGGCCUGGCGCAUUGCUGAACUCCGGCAGAAUAACGAGGGGCGAAAACAGCAGGCAAGAUCCGAUGUCUAUGAGAAAUCUCGAAAGGCUGCGGAGACUGACGACGUGUACGAAGAACUGCGUCUUUGCAUCCGAACUCACCAGGAAAUUACAAGCUUUGCCGCACACCUGGAAAGUGUGAUGAAAUCUAUUGCAGCUCUGCAAUUAGUUACUGGGGUCAUGAACGGUUGCUUGAUGAUAUUCCCAACAGCAGCUAGCUCCGAGAGCGGCGCCUCGCUGCUCAAGUGCGUAGCCUGCGUGCCCACCAUCAGCGCUCAGGUCCUCAUCUACUGCCUUGGAGCUCACUCUGUACAGGAGCAGAGCGAGGCGGUGUCGCAGGCGGCGUACGACUGCGGCUGGCCGGACACCAGCCCGCGCUGCCGGCACGCGCUGCUGGUGGUGAUGGCGCGCGCCAUGAAGCGAGUCACGCUCACCGCGGGCGGCAUCUACGCCAUAGAGAGGAGCACCUUCCUCUCGUUGCUGAACGCUGGAUACUCCUACUACGCGCUGCUGAAGAACUUCAACAGUCGCUAACAACACAACAUACUGCUGGCAAGAGUGCUUGGCAACACAGACACUGAACAAGAUAACUCUCUCCUGGCUGACAACUCACCUGCAACUGAUGAUAAAUCCGCAGCUACUGAUCUUCCCUGCACGAACAGUGAAUGAAAAUGAGGUCAGCUUCUGCUUCGGUGCCAGCUACCGGUCUCGCUGAUUUCAUCAACCCACAAGACGAAAAGUGGUCUUUGCACGCUAGAUUAUCCGCCUUCACUCUAAUACUAGUGGACUAGCCGUAGAUUAAUGCACGUUACGAAGCGGCUACGCUGCACUGAAAUCAAAAUAAAUGCAUUUAUAGCGGGUGCUCAUACUCGUCUACUGUUUUAAU